AUGACGUUGACGUUGCCGGUAGCGAUGAAAGCCGUCGGCUCGUCAAAUCAAGAGCUUGUCCGCAAUACAACGAGUUAUAUUUCACUCGCCGCCAUUCACAAUGGCAAAGCACUAUCGCACUACGCUCUUCAGAUCAUCGCCUACAUUAUUAAUGGUAAUCAUUCCUUGUUACGAGUUCUACCGCAAGUCUACGCGGACAAUCGUGAGCCGUUUCAUGCUCACAUACCACAGUUGUUGUCAGUACUGAGAGAUGCGGACUGCUCGGAGAAACUCUCGUUACUUCAGUUGGCAAGUAUGAUAGCUAACGAGAAACCAGAUCUCAUGCUCUCGCCCCGUUCCUUCCCACUCUGUCAAAAGCAUGCGAACAACCCGGCAUUCAAUGGAAACCUCGCCACCUUCUAUAAGAUUAUGGGCAAUAUCGGACGAGUUUCACAGCCGUUGGCCUCGGAUGUGUUGGAAGAACUUGUGCGAAGUGCGCAGCAUACGGACGACGAACAACUUUUGUCAUCGAUUCUCACGGAGAUUGAA
Messenger RNA from Ostertagia ostertagi, 528 nucleotides. The record is from the annotation of a GenBank genome assembly. NCBI's taxonomy places the organism in Eukaryota, Metazoa, Nematoda, Chromadorea, Rhabditida, Trichostrongylidae.